AUGAACAUGUUGGACGUAGAAGAAGACAGCUUUCACGUCACACGUGAAGGCUACUCCCAUCUGAGUGACUCAGAGUGGGAGGUAUUCGGCCGCAUGAGUGUGCCCAUGGGCGAACCCGCCAUCAGUGGUAUGUUGUCGUCUCGAAGCAGAGACCAGCAACAUGCUGCUAUCAACAAGUUUCUAAAAGGGGAACUUGCCGUCGAACGACAGAAGAUAGCCUUGCCACAGCAGCAAGACUCUCAUCAUUCGAUGGGUGGGCCGACGCACACGCGUCAACCCGAGACCUAG
Messenger RNA from Peronospora matthiolae, 288 nucleotides. NCBI's taxonomy places the organism in Eukaryota, Oomycota, Peronosporomycetes, Peronosporales, Peronosporaceae. The record is from the annotation of a GenBank genome assembly.